Molecule: messenger RNA, 1665 nt
Organism: Clonostachys rhizophaga
Lineage: Eukaryota; Fungi; Ascomycota; Sordariomycetes; Hypocreales; Bionectriaceae
Source: the annotation of a GenBank genome assembly
AUGCAUUCCCCUGUGGAAUCGCGAGAGGCUGGGCUUCUCCAGAGCGAGGAGCCCACAGACGACCUCCCCAGAGAGGCGACGGAGGACGAGAUUGAGACUCUCGUCCAUGAACCUCAAGAUAUCCCCAUCACCGCAUGGCUGCUGUCCUUCACCGGAGCUGGAGCUAACCUCGCUCGCUUCGGUAUUACUGUGACAUGGCAGAACUAUCUCCAGAACCCUCGCGGGAACCCGCUGCUCCCCGGGGCAUUGGGGUUGGGUCAGGCUACGGCAACGACCAUUCAGAGCGCCUUUCUGUUCUUUCGCUACUUGACACCAAUUCCAUUUGCGGUGGUGUCGGAUGCAUACCUUGGUCGCCAUACAACCAUGCACAUCAGUCUUGGGCUGCUUGUCGCUGGGUACAUUGUUCUCAUUGCGACAUCUAUCCCCAGCGCGUUGGACCAGGGCGCUGGACUCCCUGGCCUGGUAGUCACCAUGAUUCUAGUUGGACUGGGCCAAGGAGGUCUGAGUGCAGUCAUGUAUCCCUUUAUUGCGGAUCAGAUACCUGAUGAAAAACCAAAAGUGCGACGGAACAAAAACGGGCAGCUUGUUGUUACUGAGCGCCAACUUGCCGUACAAUACGUAUUUAACGGCUACUACUGGAUGGUCAAUGUAGGCUCCUUGGUGACGAUUGCCACUACUCUCAUCGAGAGACACGUCGACUUUUGGCUUGCAUUUUUGCUGCCGACAGUCAUCUUCAUCAUCACCGUUUUCCCGGCCAUAUGGUGGCAUAAACGCAUCGUCAAGUUACCCCCUGAAGGCAACGUGCUACCUCAAGCAACCAAGGUUCUGCUCCUUGCCUCUGUUUCAGGAUUUCGAUUAUCGGCUGCUUCUCCAGAAACCCAAAAGAGUCUGCAUGGUCGCGAUGUCCCAUGGACCAGCGCUUUCGUGAGCGAAAUCCGGCGAGGCCUCAAGGGCUGCCGCGUGAUAAUAUGUUUUGUUAUUUUUUGGCUAUGCUACGACCAGUCUUCGAAUAACAUCAUCUCCCAAGCCGGUCAGAUGAGGCCGGAUGGCAUCAAUAACGAUACAAUCCAGGCACUCAACUCUGUUGCUUGUAUCAUCAUUGCUCCUUUAAUCCAGGAUCUUCUCUUCCCGUUCUUACGCAAGCACAAGCUCCCCUUCGGCCCUAUAUUGCGUAUGACGGUUGGAUUUCUAUUCACUGCGGCCGCGAUUGCCUAUGCUGCCGGCAUUCAACAUUACAUCUAUUCCAAGGGACCUUGCUACAAUUACCCUCUCGAAUGUGAUGCCGCGUUAUUGGAAGCAGACUCGGGGAAGCGAGGGCCCAAUGAUGUGAGCAUAUGGCUACAGACUCCUUUGCUUGUUCUUCUCGCCUUUGGAGAGAUCCUUUGCCUUGUUUCAUUGAAUGAAUAUACGUAUUCUGAGGCACCGACAAAUCUGAAAUCAAUGGUCCAAGCACUGCAAGCUGUUUCGUCGGCCGCAGGUGCAGCAUUGGGAAUUGCAUUGGGAAUUGCGUCAAAGAACCCAUAUCUUGUCAUUCUGUUCGGAUCUAUGGCUGGUGCUAUGGCAUUUUCGGCAGCUUUGUUUUGGAUAGUUUUCCGGAAGUACGAUACCGUAUAUGAGACACGGAAGUCUAACGUGAUAACUGAAGCUGAGAGUUCAAGCAGCUGA